UAGGGUACAAAAGAAAAAAGUGAAGAUGAAAUUUUGGGAGUUCUAUUUGGUUACCCUUCUGACUUUGGCUAUGGGAUCUGAAGACCUGCUGGAGAGAAACAAGAGUCUCAAAACAAAAAAGGACCUUCCUGUGAGCAAGGAAACACAUCCAGGAAUGAAACAGAAAUAUGAGCUGUUGUUUCAGGUAACCUAUCAACAUUCAGCUGAAAAAUGGAAAUUUCAGAAUUUUCUAAAGGCUCUGAAGCCUCAAUACUCCUGGCCAAAUGGAACAUUGGAAAUUAUCAGAAAGAAAGCUACUACAUAUUGUAGCAUCCUGAAUGGAACCUUAAGAUGUGCUUGUGAGGAUGGUUACCACUGGUUUCCUUACACUUGCCUGGAUCCCAGGAGAUGCCAUCUUAAAAAGACUGGGACACAUCAAAGCUGUGACUGUCAGUCAAACAAUCUUCAUGACAGCAUCAACUUCUGUGAGAGGACAAAAAUUUUUGGCACUUUUAAAAUUCUUGAGAAAUUUGAAAAAGAUCUCCUGAAUUCAUCAUCUGCACUAUACUCCAACUACACAGCGGGCAUUGGAAUCCAACUUAAGGAAGCCUACAAAUGGGUUCCGGGUUUUGAUUCUCUUCGUGUCACCCAGUUUCGGGAAGGAAGUAUUAUUGUUGGAUAUGAAAUCAUCGGUUCUAGCAGCACAUCUGAGCUUUUGGCUGCUGUUAAACAAGUCUCUGGGAAGGUGAAAUCAAACCUUAAAAAGUGCUAUAUAAUAGAAGAAAGCUCUUUCAGAGUGUUUGGAAAAGCUGAGUGUGACAGCAUCAUCUUUGGAUUUGGUUCUGAGAAUGAUGAGUAUACCCUGCCCUGCAGCGACGGCUAUGUGGGAAACAUCACUGCCAGAUGUCACUCUUCGGGAUGGCAACUGGUCAAGGAAACGUGUGUGCCCCCUCAGCUGGAGGAACUGAGGAAGAAUCUCAGUGCAACUCAAGGUAAUAUCACUGAAGCAGCUGUAUCUACUGUGAUGCAAAAACUUUCCACCAUCAUUCAAAACAGUCCGUCCACUACAGCUGGGAGCUUAGGAUCCAUGGUCUCAAUUCUGAAACAUGUUUCGUCUCUAUCAUUCUCCAGCCACAUCCAGUUCUCAGCCCCAACAACAAAGAAUUUCCUAAAUGUAGCUGACCACCUCCUUAAUUCUACAGCCAUAAGUAAUUGGACAGUGUUGCUGCAGGAAGAACAGAAUGCCAGCUCACAGCUGCUAAAGACAUUGGAAGAUAUUAGCAUUCUAGCUCCUUCCAAAAUUAUGCCUUUGAUGUUUUCAGGACAAUUCCUUAAUUGGAAUGGAACUCUAGCAACAGCAAGCCAGAAACAGGAGGGUUACAAUUAUAAGAUAGAAUUCUUUCAGGAAAACAGUUCUGUGCCUAUCAGAGGGAAAUUGUCAAUAGGCAAAGACCAAUUCCAGAAAUCUCUUCCCCAAACUAUCAUCACUAUGGCCUCGCUAACUCUGGGAAGAAUAUUACCCAGCACCUCAAAGAGUAAUUCUAUAGUCAAUGGACCAGUGAUAUCAGCCAUUAUCCCAAACUAUUCGUUAAGUGAACUUGUCCUGCUUUUUACCAAGAUAGACUCCAACUUGAGCAAGCCAUCCUGUGUGUUUUGGGAUUUCAGACAAUUGGAAUGGAAUGAAGCUGGCUGCCAACUGUGGAACGAGACUCAUGACACCGUGAUGUGUAGAUGUACCCACCUGACCUCCUUCUCCAUGCUGAUGUCUCCUUCUGUCCCUCCUACCAUCGUCCCUGUGGUGGAAUGGAUCACUUAUGUUGGUCUCGGUGUCUCCAUUGUCAGUUUGAUCCUAUGCUUGGUGAUUGAGGCUAUGUUCUGGAAGCAGGUCAAGAAAAACCAGACUUCCCACACCCGCCACAUAUGCAUGGUGAAUGUCGCCCUGUCCCUUUUGAUAGCUGACAUUUGGUUUAUCAUUGCAGCCGUUUCUAAUACUCAGAAAAAUGCCUCACAACUUUGUGUUGCUGCUGUUUUUUUCACUCACUUUUUCUACCUUUCCUUAUUCUUUUGGAUGCUGGCUUUGGGCGUCUUGAUGGUCUAUCGAAUAGUUCUGGUUUUCCAUCACAUGACUAUGCCCACCAUGAUGGCCAUUGGCUACUCCCUUGGUUAUGGUUGUCCUCUCCUUAUAACCGUCGUCACCAUUGCUGUCACACAACCAAGCAACAGCUACCAAAGCAGAGAUGUCUGCUGGCUCAACUGGUCAGAGAAUGCCAAGCCACUCUUAGCUUUUGUAGUUCCAGCCCUCACCAUUGUGUUUGUGAAUCUGAUGGUUGUGCUGGUGGUCUUACUUAAAUUACAGAGACCUAUCAUCGGAGAAAGGCUGAGCCGGGAAGACAAGGUCACUGCCAUCCGAAUGGGAAAAACAAUAAUCAUUCUAACACCUUUGCUAGGUCUCACUUGGGGAUUUGGCAUAGGAACCAUGGUUGACAGCCAAUCUCUGGCUUGGCAUGUUAUAUUUUCCCUGCUCAAUGCAUUUCAGGGAUUUUUCAUCUUAUGUUUUGGAAUGCUUUUUGAUAAUAAGGUUCGCCAACUUCUAUUUAAGAAGCUGUUUCCAAUAAGCUCAUCUUCAAUGCAGCCAAUGAAGAGUACAUCAGAUCUAGCAAUGGGACCCAAAUUCCUACAGACAUUUAACCCAUUAAACCAAAAAGGUACAUAUACACUUUCUGGUAUAGAAGAGUCGACAAGCGACAUUACACUUACUCAGUUUUUAUCAUCUGAAUGAUCCCGGGCUACACAAAAUCAAAUAAGAAUCAUUCUGUACAACUUAACAUUUGCUGCUAAAUGUCAGGAAAGAAAUUGUCCUUGGGAUUAGGUGACAUUUAUGGGAUCAUUGUUAGUCUUAUUAGAUUGUAAGGUUGGAACCAAGACAAGGGGACCACAGAUGCUCUGCCAAUGUCUCAUUUUAUCUUCAAUCAGGUGGAUAUUGUUCCUCUCUGGAAUCAUAGCUAAUUGAAAAUCAUAGCCUAAAAAAAAAGUAGAUGGCAUUGUGAUGAUAUGAUGGGGCAGAGGCUCAUAUAAUUUAGUACUUCCUUUGCCUUGUCAAUGUCUUUAAAAAUAGAGAUCCUGACUUUAAAAUUAAUCUCAUAUCACUGGGACUGGCAUUAAGGAAUGAAAAAUAGAUAAACAGAUGAGUCUGUACUUAUUUCCUCUUAGAAAACAAUUAAGUUAAAUGGCACUCCCCAUCACCCACACCCACACACCAUGAAUAUGUUAGCCCCUAUUUGAACCAAUUUCUAUAAUUGAGGGUUCAUGUAGACAGACAGCCUUUUUCUGUAAGUGCCAUAUUUUCUUUAGAACAAAGGUAACCUGGAUAGAGCAUGGAUUCAAAUGGCACAUUUUAUUUUUAUUUUUUAUAUUUUUUGCUGAGGCAAUUGGGGUUAA
Molecule: messenger RNA, 3417 nt
Organism: Sarcophilus harrisii (Tasmanian devil)
Lineage: Eukaryota; Metazoa; Chordata; Mammalia; Dasyuromorphia; Dasyuridae
Gene: ADGRF1
Product: adhesion G protein-coupled receptor F1
Exons: 14
Coding region: 26-2758 (910 amino acids)
Biological process (GO): adenylate cyclase-activating G protein-coupled receptor signaling pathway; cell surface receptor signaling pathway; neuron projection development
Cellular component (GO): plasma membrane
Molecular function (GO): G protein-coupled receptor activity
Source: RefSeq, a predicted model, not a curated record